AUGUCUUUUACCAAACCACUCUCAAUUUUGUGUCUUGCAUCCCUCAUCGGGAUGGUCAAAGGCAUGGCAUUCAUAGGGUGUGUUGAUCCUUACAGACUGAGAGACUAUCCGGUGGUUCUCAGUGAAGGACAAGUAGAUAAUGUAGUUGAUCAAAGCAGUUGUCUAUCCUACUGUCAGGCGCAAGAAUAUAGGACCGGUGCAUGGGAUUCAUCGACUAGUACAUGUUAUUGUACGAGUGAGAAUCCUCCCUUUUCGCCAUACUACUAUGAGACCGCUGCGGAUUCUUCUGGUAACUGUGUAGUGGGAUCGGGUCAUGUACAAGUAUAUGAUAUUCAAACAUCCUUUCAAUUCCUCGGUUGUCGUGGUACAGACGUUCCCGAUGAUGUUGUGUUUAUCGAUUACAUCGGAUUCGAAGCAUGUUUCGAUAGAUGUUCAACUUCAGGAAGUACUUAUCGAUACGCUUAUCCUGAACUCUUCACUGCCGGUUCAGGUAGGAACACAGAGUGUAGUUGUGGUCCUUCACCUUUGACUACCGAUUCUGUGACUUGCGGUCUCAAUACGAGGUACCUGUACUACCAAGAUGUAGUCGAACCUAGUGGACUGUCAGAUAGAAGAAGAGCUCUGGAUAGGUUAUCUGCUGCAAGGAGAUUGGCAAGAGAUCAACCUUUCUGUCCUAUCGGUAAUACCCCUUGUAGGAUACCUGGUCUGCAUGGUGAUUCGUAUGAAUGUGUCGAUGUGAAUUCGGAACUCGAAUCAUGUGGUGGAUGUAUGAAUGGUAUCUAUGGUUCGGACAAUACCACUAACACAGGAGUAGACUGCUCGACCCUCCCCGGUGCUGCUUUCGGAGCUACCACUUGUUAUAGGGGUUCAUGUCAGGCUUGGGCAUGUGAAGAGGGAUAUGUGUUAGAGGAUGAUCAAUGUGUGCAGGUUUAA
Molecule: messenger RNA, 933 nt
Organism: Kwoniella botswanensis
Lineage: Eukaryota; Fungi; Basidiomycota; Tremellomycetes; Tremellales; Cryptococcaceae
Exons: 5
Coding region: 1-933 (310 amino acids)
Source: RefSeq, a predicted model, not a curated record